AUGGAAGUGCGUUUUUGGUGGCGCUGGAAAGGAAAGAAGAAAUCUACCCAAGGACCAGAAGCACAUGAGAAUGAUAACCAACAAGGGCCGCAUGAUACGUCCGAGGAGGUGCUGUUUGACAGAGUGGUCAAGCAGGAAGAGCCUGGUCCAUCCCAGGAUCCUGAUCAGGGCGAUUCCGAGUUAAAAAUGGCGGAUGAAGAACGUAGUGAGGACUUGAGUGAUAGCAAUGAGAAAAAGACAGAGCAGAGGCAGAAGGUCACCGGAUCGCGACGAACUCGAGCUAAUGAAACUCUGGAGGAAAGAGCGGAACGAAGACGAUUCAAAGCGGAAAGGGAACGCAUUCGACGACGCCAGAACAGACUACGACGGGAGAGGGAGCGAGAAGUGGCUAACAAUGCCUUCAAACUGGAGGAGGCGCGCCCAUCAUGCGCAGAGCUUACUUCAAUGAAGAGUCAUUCAAUUGCUGGUGGUGUUUUGCAAGCUGUCAAGGCACAGGUUCCCCAUGUCAAGGCACAGGUUCCCCAGGGGGAACCAGUCUCCCCUAUAGGUAAAGGGAAAGCUGCAUGCUUCGCUCUCGUUGGCUUCAGAUCGGAGGAAGAGCGACAAAGGUUCUCCGCCCUCGCGAUGAGCAAUGGUUUCCGUGAUUUGAUUUAUCUCAGCGGUCCACUGGUCGAGCCUUCGAACAAUGCUCUUAAAACCGACCGACCAUCAGAACUGAACCGCCCAAGUGUCGUUUCUCACCUACAAGAAAGUUUGUCGGAAAAUGUGACGUCACCACCAAAAAUGGAAACCGACGAUCGGCCUGGAACCUCGGCUACAACAGUGGCUGAUGGCAUCUCUAUGUUAAGUGUUCUAAUAGCAAAGGAUGAGUCUGUUACCAGCGAAGAUAACUUCGAGCAACAGUGCUACACAGAGGAACGCGAAUUCAGGUACUUUCUUUUCUUCAUGGUUUACAGCGUUUCUUUGAAUGUGCGCUGUAGCAGCCAGUCGAGUGAAAUUGGUCAAGUUAGUCCUAGAAUAGAGGAUGAAGACGCACAGCAGCAGUCGAAAAAUUCGUGUUCGAUCUGCGGAUCAGAAGUACUGACUAAAGAGAUCAGGAAGUCGCUAAGCCAGCGUCGGCAGACUGUCGUUCUUCUUGCCUGCCUACUCGCGCAGAACAUGAUCAAAGUGGAAGAAGCAAAGAAGAUUUGUAAAGAAGCACAAGAAUCAAGUGUGCUAAUCUGCCAGGACCAUUACAUUCAAGCGGCCGAAUACGUCAGAAAGGAGGUGGAAUUGAUGUGUGGCAAAUUUCCAGAAAAUGGAUUUCAUAGUGUUCCUACUAAUGUUAGGGAUGGAUUGCUGUCAUUCGUACGAGUAUACGCAAGCCGCUUCGAUGAAAAUAAUACGUUGACUUCUGAUGACGUUUCGUGUUGCUUGAAUAAAUUCUUGGUGGAGUAUCUCAGGAAAGAUGAGAGCAGUAUGGAUGUGGAGAAUUCUACGAAGUCGCAUGAACCAAGAGAGGAAGAGCAGCAACCCUCUACAACCGAACAAUCUCCAGUGAAUCAGCAGCAGCCUUCCGUGAGCACAUGCGCGGAUCAAGCACUUUGCUCCCCAAGAAAUGCCUCCUCCACUGGUGUUGCAGCGGAAGACGUUGCAGUUAACGACGAAGUUUCACUGAUAAAACUAAAAAAGGAGAACUCAUGUGAAAUAAGUGCAAUGGAUUUGUUGGAGUCAGCGUCACAGGAGACUGACCCUGUGAUUAUUAUCGGCUCUACUUCACCUGACAGUAAAGCCUCAAUCUCCACAUCUCCUUCAGAAUCUAUACACAAGGAAGAAGUGACAAAGAGGAACAAUGACAAAAGAGAAAUAAUCACAGUUCCCUCCGCGGUGCUCCGCGAUCAGGCUAUGUUGGCGGACACUCUCAAUGACGACCAUUUCUGGAAUUACUUCCGAAUUACGCGCAAAACUUUCACUAUGCUUUGCUACACAUUGGAGAAGAUACUGAAGAGAAAAGGAGAUAAAACAAUUUCCUGUUCAACUACAAUUAAACUGGCUACCACUUUGGAAGUCUUGGCCGGAAAUGCGCCGUCGUCGGUUGGUUUCACUGCAGCGCACGUUACUCGUAUCUUCAACGAUGUUCUGGCAGCAUUAGCUGAGUGGUCGACAACGAUGGUGCAAUGGCCAAAUGAGCGGGAGCGUAAGAAGAUUAGCGCAAACUUCUUUGAACUGACUGGCCUGCACAAUAUCGUCGGUUGUAUUGAUGGAACAAUAGUAAGAGGGAUUCAAGGGCUGAACAUUGGAGUUGUAGUAGAUGACAAAAAGCGGUUCCGAUGGGUAUUUGCGAAGUAUCACUCGAACGAGGACGACGAUUCCGUCUUCAAACAAAGUUCACUUUGCCAACAAUUGAGGGACGGCAGAAGGAAAGGAUUUUUGAUAGGUGAUGAUGCUUAUAAAAGCGAGAGAUUCUUGUUGACACCAAGCGAAGGAAAGGACUGGAUGACAGAAGAGGACUUUGCUUUGGCUAAUACACUGAGAAGUGCACAUCUAUUGGUGCAAGAGGCGAUUAAAAACUGGAAGAGGCAGUUUCCAAUACUCAACGGUACAAUCAGAUCUCAAAGGAUAGCACGAAUAGUUAUAUGUUGUGCGGCGCUGUAUAAUCUGUCACGAGCGGAAGGCGAGCCGUUAUUUGAAGUUGAAGAUGAAGUGGUAGUGGACGAGCCGAAAGAGUGUUUAACUAUAAUUGAGUGA
This is a messenger RNA of Ostertagia ostertagi, 2727 nucleotides long. The record is from the annotation of a GenBank genome assembly. NCBI's taxonomy places the organism in Eukaryota, Metazoa, Nematoda, Chromadorea, Rhabditida, Trichostrongylidae.